Molecule: messenger RNA, 1593 nt
Organism: Brugia malayi
Lineage: Eukaryota; Metazoa; Nematoda; Chromadorea; Rhabditida; Onchocercidae
Gene: Bma-mcrs-1
Exons: 9
Coding region: 1-1593 (530 amino acids)
Biological process (GO): positive regulation of transcription by RNA polymerase II
Cellular component (GO): Ino80 complex; NSL complex; MLL1 complex
Molecular function (GO): protein binding; G-quadruplex RNA binding
Source: RefSeq, a predicted model, not a curated record
AUGGAUAUAACCGAAGUGGAAACAAUUCGGAAGCCUGAGGUGUCUAACUCGUCCAUGCCGCAGCCAUCUAAUGUGAAAUUUAACGCCCCAGAUAACAGAGACUUAUAUGAUGAAAAUGGUUCGCUGAAAGUGCGGCGUUCCAAUCGAGAAAUCCGAAAACCCAAAUUUGAUGACGAAAUUGUUGAUAGUAUUUCUACGGCUAAAAUAGUGCAAAGAAAGAGGCCAAGCUCUGAAAGGUUGCAUCAUUCUCCGGAAGCUGCAGAUCGUUUCGUGGAAAAAACUCAGGCGGCGACCCGAGUGAAACUUGGUAAGAGGCAGUGGCGUACUACAGAAACGAACGUUGGAGCUCCUGUUGAAGUUAAAAGUUUUAAGAAGUUUCCAGCAAAACCCGUUUGCCAGACGCAGUCUGUUGUUUUUACAGAUAAAAAAAGACGUGAACGGUCUACAAGUAAAGAAGCACGAACAAAGGAGUUAGCAACGUUAGCAUCACAUACAGCAAAUUUCGGUAUCGGUUUAACCGAAUCGUUGAAAAAAUGGACUGCACUAGAUGAUGUUGCUCUUAUAACAGCAGUAACUCGGGUAAGCAGUCUUGCUGCUGUUCAUGGAGCCGUUCGUUUUUCACGUCCUUUUACUCGAGCUGAGAUUGAAGAAAGGUGGUAUGAAUUACUAUACGAUGAGGUCGUCUCGAAUGUUGCAAAGAGGCGAAUUGCAGAUCUUUCUGUGGAGACUAUAAGUGCAGUGCAAUCAAGAACGGUUUUUACUGUUGAAGAAGAAGAACUGUUAUCAGCUAUUCCGUCUGCAACUACCGGUACUGAUCUUGCAGUAUUUGAGCAGGUGUUGGAACGAAAUAAGGAAGCAUUCCAUCAUGCUCGUACUGCAUAUGUUUUACAACAGCAUUGGUUAGAAAUGAAGAACUGGGAUUUAUUGCAAGAUCAAAGGAAGGCUAGCAAUCGUGUCCUGGAUUUUGCGGAAAUUGAGCAAAGCCUGGAAUGGAAUGGCGGCUGGGAUCGGCAUAUUAGUUUCGAAGAGACGCGUUUGUGCAAGGCAGCAGUUUUGACCGAACGUGCCUGGCUUGAGUGGGAAAAAAUACAUGUUGAAGCUGUAAGUGGAAUAUCCGACGAUUCACAAAUGGGCGAGGGUGUUUGGGGUGUUUUGAAGGGGCGUGUAGUGCGCUAUUUAUUGCGGGGCGAAACUAUUCUAAUAGGUCGCAAUACACAGUUUCAUAAUGUUGAUAUUAAUCUGGCUCUAGAAGGACCGGUUGCAACAAUCAGUCGAAAACAAGCCAUUUUGAAAAUAAUACAAAAUCAGCAAGCCAAAACAGUGGAAGUAUUCUUAUCCAAUGUUGGAAAACCUCCCAUAUAUGUCGAUGGUAAAACGUUGCUAAGUGGUGAUAAAACAAGACUAUUUAGUAAUGGACUGAUAGAAAUCGCUCAAAUACGUCUUCAGCUGUUCAUUGCUAUAGCGUGCACUAGUAACGGCGAAAAUAGUAGCAACAGUGAUAGCCAACAAAUCGGAACCAAACUAGCACCAAACGAGCAACAACCGUGUAAAGCAUUAUCAUCCAUUGUUCUACCACAGCAACUGACGUUUUGA